This is a messenger RNA of Phragmites australis (common reed), 2765 nucleotides long. Its product is annotated as potassium transporter 19-like. Bases 223 to 2484 code for a protein of 753 amino acids. Gene Ontology annotation, cellular component: membrane. The transcript has 8 exons. NCBI's taxonomy places the organism in Eukaryota, Viridiplantae, Streptophyta, Magnoliopsida, Poales, Poaceae. The record is from RefSeq and is a predicted model, not a curated record. Gene Ontology annotation, molecular function: potassium ion transmembrane transporter activity. Gene Ontology annotation, biological process: potassium ion transmembrane transport.
CGUCCCCGGCCCUCUCCUCUCCAGGAUCUCACAGCUUCAUUUCUCUGAAUUCCUUUAGUCAAAUAGAUUCUUCAUGUCUUCAGAAUGUUGUGCAGAUUGAGUUUUGCUUUCUCAUGAGAAUUUGUUACAGGGGCACCGGGAUCUGAAGCCUAGAGGUUCUGCAGAUCGACCAUAAACCCUCCGAGCUCUUGAGACGCAUCCAAGAUCAGCACAGAAGAAGAGAUGGCAGCAGCAGCAACCGAGAGCACGGCGCCGGGCUCCGAGAGGCUCAAGCGCCAUGAUUCGCUCUACGGCGACGCAGAGAAGGUCUCCAACGAGAAGUACCACGGCUCUGGGGGCAGCUGGGCGCGGACGCUGCAGCUGGCGUUCCAGAGCAUCGGCGUCGUGUACGGCGACAUCGGGACGUCGCCGCUGUACGUGUACUCGAGCACGUUCCCGGGCGGCAUCCGGCACCCGGAUGACCUCGUCGGCGUCCUCUCGCUCAUCCUCUACACCCUCAUCCUCAUCCCCAUGCUCAAGUACGUCUUCAUCGUCCUCCACGCCAACGACAACGGCGACGGAGGAACGUUCGCGCUGUACUCGCUGCUAUCGCGGUACGCCAAGAUCGGGAUGAUCCCGAACCAGCAGGCCGAGGACGCGAUGGUGUCCAACUACAGCAUCGAGGCGCCCAACUCGGGGAUGAGGAGGGCUCGGUGGUUGAGGGAGAAGCUCGAGUCCAGCAACGCGGCCAGGAUCGCGCUCUUCACCAUCACCAUCCUCGGCACGUCCAUGGUCAUGGGCGACGGAACCUUGACGCCGGCAAUCUCUGUGCUCUCGGCGGUGAGUGGGAUCAGGGAGAAAGCGCCCGACUUGACCCAAUCGCAAGUGGUGUGGAUCUCGGUGGCCAUCCUCUUCGUGCUCUUCUCGGUGCAGCGCUUCGGCACCGACAAGGUCGGCUACUCCUUCGCGCCCAUCAUCUCGGUGUGGUUCGUCCUCAUCGCCACCAUCGGGAUGUACAACCUCGCCGUGCAUGACGCCUCUAUUCUCCGGGCGUUCAACCCCAUGUACAUCGUCGACUACUUCAGGAGGAACGGGAAGGAGGCCUGGGUCUCGCUUGGGGGCGUCGUCCUCUGCAUUACAGGCACGGAGGCCAUGUUUGCAGACCUUGGCCACUUCAACAUCAGGGCCAUUCAGAUCAGCUUCACCUGUAUCGUCUUCCCCUCUGUGGCACUGUGCUACAUGGGUCAGGCGGCCUAUCUGCGCAAAUUUCCCGAAAACGUCAGCGAUACCUUCUACAAAUCCAUCCCAGCGCCGAUGUUCUGGCCGGUGUUCGUGGCGGCGAUCAUGGCGGCCAUCAUCGCGAGCCAGGCCAUGCUGUCGGGCGCGUUCGCAAUCCUGUCCAAGGCGCUGUCAAUGGGUUGCUUCCCGCGGGUGGAGGUGGUGCACACCUCCAGCAAGUACGAGGGCCAGGUGUACAUUCCCGAGGUGAACUUCCUGAUCGGCGCCGCUAGCGUCGCCGUCACGCUGGCGUUCCAGACGACGGCCAACAUCGGCAACGCGUACGGGAUAUGCGUGGUGACGGUGUUCUCUAUCACGACGCACUUGAUGGCGGUGGUGAUGCUUCUGGUGUGGCGGACGCACCCGGCCCUGGUGGCGGCGUUCUACGCGGCGUUUGGGUUCGCCGAGUUCCUGUACCUGUCGUCCAUCCUGUCCAAGUUCGCCGAGGGCGGGUACCUGCCCUUCUGCUUCUCUCUGGUGCUCAUGGCGCUCAUGGCGGCCUGGCACUACGUCCACGUGCGGCGGUACUGGUACGAGCUGGACCGCGCCGUGCCGGCGUCCGAUCUGGCGGCGAUGCUGGCGCGGCGCGACGUGCGGCGGGUGCCCGGCGUGGGCCUGCUCUACUCGGAGCUCGUGCAGGGGAUCCCGCCCGUGUUCCCGAGACUGGUCGAAAAGAUCCCCUCCGUGCACGCCGUCCUCGUGUUCAUGUCCAUCAAGCACCUCCCCAUCCCGCGAGUGGCGCCGCCGGAGCGGUUCAUCUUCCGCCGCGUCGGCCCCGUGAGCCACCGCGUGUUCCGCUGCGUGGCGCGGUACGGCUACACGGACCCGCUGGAGGGGCACAGGGAGUUCGCCGCCUUCCUCCUCGACCGCCUCAAGAUGUUCGUCCAGGAGGAGGUCGCCUUCGCCGCCCGCCGCCCGAGCGGCGACGAGGACGACGACCAUGACGAUGCCAUCGACUGCGACAACGGCACAGACAGCGACGCGGCGCGCGCGCAGACGGCGGCGGUGGAGGAGGAGCAGCGGUUCAUCGACGCGGAGGCGGAGCGCGGGGUGGUGUACCUGAUGGGAGAGGCGACGGUGACGGCGGCCGCGGGGUCGUCGCUGGUGAAGCGGGUGGUGGUGAACUACUUGUACGGCUUCCUGAGGAAGAACCACCGGGAGAGCCACAAGGCGCUGUCCAUCCCCAAGGACCAGCUGCUCAGGGUCGGCAUCACCUACGAGAUAUAAUCAUACCCGCAGGCCACAGCUGCUUCCACUUCUCUUCUUCCUAGGGCUUGUUUUCAUGUGCUCCUUGAUGUUCUAAUGGUGUCCUUUAGUAAAUGGAGUGGCAGUAAAUUAACCUGCGCACUUGCAUGGUUGCAUGGACUAAUGGACUCUACUUGCAUCAUUGCAUGGGCAGUAAGAGAGCUCAAAUCUCUGUUCUAAAUUGCACCAUUCCAUCUUUCAUGCACCAACCGGCCAUUCACAAGCCAUCGAGAAAAGUGCAUGGACAGCACAGAGAAUAUUAC